Linum trigynum is the source of this 4641-nucleotide messenger RNA. Lineage: Eukaryota; Viridiplantae; Streptophyta; Magnoliopsida; Malpighiales; Linaceae. The record is from the annotation of a GenBank genome assembly.
UGGACUGAUAGAACCUGAAGACCAUUCUACAAGCUCCUCUUCACGAAAGGUAAUAUCCCUAACUCUGAUUGGAGUCUACAAGCUUUACACAGGAAAAUCACCCCGGAGAUGAAUGAAACCCUGCUGAAACCUAUGAGAAUUGAGGAGAUUAAGGAGGCCCUUGAUCAAAUGGGGCCAACAAAGGCCCCGGGUUCUGACGGUUUUUCUGCAGGUUUUUUUCAGAAAAAUUGGGGUGUGGUGGGCCCUAAGGUGAUUGAGAUUGUGAUGAACUUUUUCAGAAAUGGUGAGCUCCCUCAGGAGCUUAAUCAUACUCUUAUUUCCCUAAUCCCCAAGUAUAUGAAGCAGAUGGAACGUGCAAAGAAUGGUUAUUUUGUUGCCAAACUUGAUAUGGCCAAGGCCUAUGACCGUGUUGAAUGGUCUUAUUUGGAAAACGUUAUGAAGAAGUUGGGAUUCGCGGAUAGAUGGAUUGAUCUAAUUAUGAAAUGUGUCACUACGGUUUCCUAUUCGAUCCUGGUUAAUGGGCACAAGUCUGAUAGUUUUAAACCCUCUCGUGGGCUUCGGCAAGGAGACCCACUCUCUCCAUAUCUCUUCUUGUUGUGUGCAGAGGGGUUAUCCGCUCUUAUAAAAAAGGAUGAAAAAGAGGGGAAGAUAGAAGGUAUUCAGAUCAGAAGACAGGCUCCCUCUAUCUCUCACCUUCUCUUCGCGGACGAUAGUAUAAUUUUUGGACGAGCCACUCUUAAGGGAUGUGACCAGUUGAAAGAAAUUUUGAGGAUUUACUCGGAAGAGUCAGGACAACUAAUCAAUUAUGAUAAAUCUGAAUUAUCUUUUAGCAAGAAUGUCAGAUGCAGUAGAAGGAUGGAAAUAUGUGGAACACUCGGAAUAAAGGAGGUGGAUAAGCUCCCGAAAUAUCUGGGUCUACCUACGGUAAUCAGCAGAUCCAAGAAAGCUAUUUUUGAGGAUAUAAAGGAAAGAGUCAGGAAAAAACUCAAAGACUGGAAGAAUCGAACUAUGUCACAAGCGGGGAAAGAAAUCCUAAUAAAAGCUAUUGCUCAAGCCCAAUUCCUAUAUCCGAUGUCUGUUUUCCUCCUUCCAGAUGGAUCUCUUAAGGAAAUUCAAAAUUUGAUUGUCAAUUUCUGGUGGGGGCAGAAGGGAAAAGAAGUCAAGAUCAAAUGGAUUGGUUGGGAUGAACUCUGUGACGAAAAGGAAGAAGGGGGUUUGGGUUUCCGUGAUCUUAAGGCCUUCAAUCUGGCCAUGUUAGGGAAACAGAUCUGGAAUCUUAUAUCGAGACCUAACUCCCUGAUGACGAAGGUUUUAAAAGCCCGGUAUUUCCCUAAAACUGAUAUAUUGAAUGCUAAACUGGGCUAUCGCCCUAGCUACAUUUGGAAGAGCAUCAUGGAAGCAAAGGAGAAGAUUGCAGAUGGUUUUCGAUGGAAGGUGGGUGAUGGCAAGGCCAUUAGAAUCUGGGAGGAUGAGUGGAUCCCCGGAAAGUCCUUUUACUGUCCGGAUCCUACUCCCGCAAUGGAGGCCCCUGACGGAUAUGUCAGUUCUCUUAUUGAUCAUGAAAUGGGAAGUUGGAACUGUGCCAAAGUUCGGGAUCUUUUCUCUAGUCAGGAUCAUGCUCUAAUAGCAAACAUUCCCCUGUGUUUUCCUUUAAAGGAGGACUCUAGGGUGUGGAAGGAUUCUGAAACAGGGAUUUAUUCGGUCAAAACUGCCUAUUCGCGGAUCAGGAAUAAUCAACAACACACAGUGGCUAGAAGACACAGUAAAGAGGAUGACGAUGAUGAAUUCUGGAAGAAUCUAUGGGCUCUAAACACGCAACCGAAGGUGAAAUUUUUCCUGUGGAAAUUAUGUAAGAACAUUUUACCUGUUGGGGCUAACGUUGAAGAGUGGUUUGAGGAAGCUUGUGUUGAAUGCCCAUUCUGCAAUCUCAGGGAGACCCAAAUGCAUGCGCUCAGAGAGUGCGAUUGGAUCCGAAGACAAUGGCAAUCAAGUGAAGUUAGCGAGCUUUUUGAAAAAGGGAAUAAUAAAUCGUGCUUGGAAUGGAUGAAGGAGAUUUGGAAGGAUUGCGAUUUAUCUAAGAUUCAGAAAUUUACCUUAGUUUUGUGGCUUCUUUGGAAAGAGAGAUGCAACCAUAAAUAUAACAACCAGAAGCUUGAAGAGAGUGAAAUUAUCCCGCGCGCCCUGGCUUGGAUUGACACCUACCUCGCUGCCCAGAACCCAGAGGAAGUGCAGCGGAGGGUUGCUGGUGGAGCUGGAUCCUCGGCGACUCAAACCUCCUGGAUCCCCCCUCCUCGUGGCGCCUUCAAACUCAACACGGACGCCGGAGUUUUUCCCCAGGGGGGUGUGGGUCUCGGUUGUGUAAUCAGAAAUGAAGAAGGAGCCUUUGUGGGGGCUUCUUUGAAGAAGGAAAGAGGUACAUGCAGGGUAAUUGAAGCUGAGGCGAAGGCCAUUUUUAUGGGGUUGGUAGAAGCAAAUCGGCGAGCCAUCAGCCCUUUGGUGGUGGAAUCCGACUGCCAAGCUUUAAUCUCCAAGCUUCAAAGAAGGGAUGCUGAUGCUUCGGAGUUGGGUGUGUGGUGUGAAAAGAUUUGGAAUUUGGCUAAGGUCAACGAAUCCUUUUCUGGGCAACAGGUCACUUGGGUUUAUGUGGGAAGAAAGGCAAAUACGGUAGCGCAUUGGUUGGCUCACUCAGGAGCUCGAUGGGAUCAUCAAGUUGUAUGGGUGGAUGACCCGCCGCUUUCUCUAUUAUCGUUGAUGGAAAACGAUCUGUGCCCAAGCCCAUGUAAUCAGCCUAUUUGAUCUUUGAAUAUAAGUUCUGCAGGUUCCCAUCAAAAAAAAAAAAAAAAAAACUUUUAAAAUUUUGUAGUUAUGUAACUAUGUAAUAAUUUCACAUUUGAAGAAAUGAUUAAACCUUCAAUUAAAAUAUCCAUCUUUCCAAACAAACCUACUAUUUUCUUUCAACUAAGGGCUGGAUCUCUCAAUCUUCCAAAACUCAAAACACAUAACUUUAACUUAAAGCAAAAACUUCAAUCCAAGAAGAAGAGAAAAAGAAGUGUAUUCCAAGAUAUGAUUGGUUAGCCAUGAAUUGGAGAUCUCUACCACCACUACUGCCAUAACAUGAUUUCCUUUUCCUCCUCCAUUCUCCCCAUUGUGUUUAUAUUAUUAUGAUCAUAACAACUCACCCCCUUAAUCUUCAAUCUUAAUCACCAUUUUCCAAUUUAUUGAUAGGAAAUUGUCCUUGAUUAGGCAAAUAUAUAUGGGUUGGGUUCCAUCAUAAAAAGGAGAACACUUAGUCUUAGGUAGUUCAUUUCAAUACUUUUAAUUUGUUUUGGUCUUGUAACGCAUUCCCCUUAAAGUAAUACACAUGACAACUCAAGGCAAGGACCGCCCAGCUAGAACAUUAACAUAAUAAGUAGCGAUAUCGGAUAUAUGUAUAAUAUGCUCUUAUACAUAUAUGGUGGCGUCUUCGGUGCACUCACUUUUUUGGGUGCAUUCAGUGCACUCGCUUCAUAACCGUCAUUUUAAACAUGCGAUUUAUGUUAAAAUGAUGUCAAUCAUCACUUAUGAUGUGAUGAACAAUAAAGCACAUUAAUUUGCACAAAAACUAUUGAAAAUUUACUUUAAUUUGAAGAAUUUAGAGUUCAGAGAUUUAGGAUUAGGGUUAGGGUUUACAAUUUGGGGUUUAGGACUAGAACUCAAAAUUGGAGGUCUAGGGCUUAGGAUAAUCUGCUAAUUAGUUGUUAUUAUAUGUUAUAUAAUCAUAUUACACUAAUUCUACAAAUUAAAAUUCAAAAUCCGACACCUUAAGACUAGUUUUUGAGUUGGGUGCAUUGUACGCACUCAUUUUUGUGAGUGCACCGAAGUAGUCACCAUACAUAUAUAAGUAGGGAUAUCGGAUAUGUGUCGCCCAAACUAAGAUUCGUCUGUGGUCGACAACCUAUGCAUGGAAAUUUUAAUAGAAGAAAUAAUAUUUCUAAAAUAUAAGAACAUGUUUGAUGUAAAAAAAAAAGAAAGUAAAAUGACAUGAUAAUAAGAAUGUAUAAUACAAAUACAUAUUAUACCUAUUAUUAAGUAACUUGUCACGAAACCUAGCAUUAGUUCACGUCAUUUCUACUUACCUAUUCUUCUUUAUUCAUCUAUAUCCUUCCCAACAACUCGAUCUAAGUUCUGAAAAAUGACGGACCAUAACACCGAUCACUUUGUAAUUUGAAACCAUCAUAUUCAUACCGUCUCGUUACAAAUCGCGCACGACUUGAGUGGUUGACACCGAUUUGAUCAAUUUGCAAAAAAAAUUCCACAAUUUUUCCUUUCACAUUUUCACGAUUUCCCCAUGAUCUGUCACACGGAACAAAUGAACUCAAACCAAUUCGCGAUGAACCAUGAUCUGCCUAUGAUCCAACUUCCACCCGUUUACACCAGUUAGAUGAUUCUUCCUGCCUGGGGAGGACAGCGACUCCUCAUAUGUCAAAGCAACGGAGCGUGGGGAGGAGGACCAAAUCAGCUGAUUCCUGAAAGGAAAUGUCACGGCCUAAUUUAUCCACCCACGCCUUUUUAGGGAUUUCCAAUUCCCACGUUGCACACAUAGCCAAAAACCACCUUUCAAUUCAGGGAUUCUAUAGUUUACAAUACACGCUCUGUGGGCAU